Papilio xuthus (Asian swallowtail) is the source of this 1170-nucleotide messenger RNA. RefSeq names its product odorant receptor 46a, isoform A-like. Gene Ontology annotation, biological process: sensory perception of smell; detection of chemical stimulus involved in sensory perception of smell. Gene Ontology annotation, molecular function: odorant binding; olfactory receptor activity. The record is from RefSeq and is a predicted model, not a curated record. Gene Ontology annotation, cellular component: plasma membrane. The coding region runs from base 1 to 1170 and encodes 389 amino acids. NCBI's taxonomy places the organism in Eukaryota, Metazoa, Arthropoda, Insecta, Lepidoptera, Papilionidae. The transcript is spliced from 9 exons.
AUGACUUCACUUGUCGGGAAAGUUAAUUCUACCCUCAGAAUUCCACUGACCUUAUUCUUAGUGUUAGGUUUGUGGGCACCGAACCAUUUCCAAGGGUUACGAAAGCGUCUAUUUAAUAUUUAUACCUUUUUCUCUUACAUGUUCUUAGUAGGUAUUUACAUCACUGUACAACUCGGUGAUCUUUACAAAGUAUGGGGUAAUAUAUCUCUGAUGACAGCUACCAUGUUUCUAAUCUUUACAAAUCUUGCAUUAAGUGGUAAAUUCAUAAAUAUUGUGUUAAGAAAGACGCAAAUACAAAGCUUGAUCGCUGAAGUGAAGGAGGAAUUAGAUGCAGAGACUAGAGAAGAGGGAAUAACAAUUAUUAAAAGUUGUAACCGUGAGACGACUAUCCAAUAUUACGGAUAUAUCUGGCUGUCUUACGUGACUAUACUGGGUUGGGCUGCCAGUGCCGAGAAAAAUCAGCUACCUUUGCGAGCUUGGUAUCCUUAUGAUGUGUCUAAAACUCCUGCCUAUGAGAUUACGUACUCGCAUCAGUGUAUAGCACUCCUUAUCGCUUCAGCACUGAAUAUCAGCAUGGAUAUCUUGGCCACGACCCUCAUCUGCCAGUGCCGCUGUCGCCUGCGUUUGCUGGCUCUUUCCCUCACCACGCUUUGUGAUGGAGCACUGGUGGAAAACAAGAGUCAUGUUUCAUGUAAUGAAGACGUAGUAAUGUCCCGUCUACGUAAAUGCGUCGAGCGCCACCAGUCGGCGUUGGAACACGCUCGUCUUUUGCAAAUCUACUUCUCCGCUCCGAUCUUUGGCCAGUUCUUAGUAUCUGUGCUUAUCAUAUGUGCGACUGCUUACCAAUUGGCCUUUGAGUCAUCAAGCCUAUUACGAGUAUUUGCAAUGGUAGCAUAUUUAGUGGACAUGAUGUUACAAGUGUUUCUCUACUGCUAUCAGGGGAAUGAACUGCUCGAUCAGAGUGAGAAUAUAAAAGAGGCAGCUUACGCGUGCCCGUGGUACUACUGCAGCACCCCAGUGCGGCGCGCGUUGCUCCUCCUCACCACGAGGAGCUACCGGCUUGUCAGGCUGAGAGCAGGAGGGUUCACUGAACUCUCCCUAGCUUCGUUUAUGGGAAUAAUCAAAGCUUCGUAUACAUUCUUCACAGUACUUCAACAAGUGGAGGAAUAA